AUGGAACUCUAUCAAAUCGAAGAAGAUGUUGCAGCAGAGUCAUCGCGAGUGACAACAUUGGGCGAAUAUUUCGCAUGGGCGCAGCGAUGUGACGAGUGCAUCGAAAAAUUAGAGGAACAAUGCCGUGCUAAGCGUCCACGGCUAUCUCUAGGACGAAAUCACUCGUUAGUGGCUCGAAUCGCGCAGCUCGAGGGAUUGAAGAAGGAAUUGGAAACACGCUUCAUACAUGUCGGUGGCGGUGACCACGCCGAACAGCCUUCCAACACAAAACUCUCUUGGCGAGAGAUUGAUACCGCGUUCAACAAUCGUGUCCUGACCGGUGCGGUGAUCAACGCGGAUUACAUCGACCCGCGACGAUUCUUGGAGGACGUUCGUGAUGUAGUGCUAGAGCAUGUGCGCAACGCUAUUGAUAGACACAGCAGCGUAAAAGUGAACACCAUGUUCAAUGGGGAGUUCGUGGCGGGCGAGAAGACCGCUAAUAAAAGUAUAAACACGAGAAAUCGUGAACUCUUUAAGACAUCGGAUUUGCAAGAACACAAUCCGAUGCACGCUGGAUGUCGCAUUAAAUUACCGGAGGAGAUAAAGACGAAGAAAGCAGUGGUGAACGUGCAAUCGAAGGACAAUGCAUGUUUCGCGUGGUCGGUGAUUGCCACUCUGUAUCCUGCAGAAGAACACGUAGAUAGGCCAUCUUCCUAUCCGCAUUAUACAACGGUGCUGAAUCUCAAGGGCAUAGAGUUUCCAGCGACGCUGAAGCAAAUAAAAAAAUUUGAGCUUCUGAACGAUAUCUCAGUAAACGUAUACGCCGCCCAGGAGAAGAAGAAGGAAGAAGAAAAACUUACAAUCGUACCGAUACGACUCGCUGAUGAGAAGAAGUGUAAGCAUGUGAACCUGCUGUACAUGCAGGAUCCGCAGGACAACGUAGGACAUUUCGCGUACAUCAAGAAUCUGUCUUGGCUGGUGAGCUCACAACUUAGCAGCAAUAAACGAAAAAAAUACAUUUGUGAUCGAUGUCUACAUUAUUUCCAUACCAACGAGAAAUUGGAGGCCCACACUGUUGAUUGCCAACGGAUGAAUGACUGCGCCAUCGUUCUACCAAAUGAAGAGGACAAGUGGCUAAGUUUCACCAACUACAACAGGAAGGAGAGAAUACCGUUCGUCGUCUAUGCCAAUCUGGAAUGUAUCCUGCAGAAGACGGAGGAGGACGACGACCCGAAGCUGUACCAGCGUCACCAAGUAUUCAGCAUCGGGUAUUACAUGCGAUGCAAUUACGAUGCGUCGUUAUCCGGAUACCGAUCCCGUCGCGAUACCGACUGCAUAGCGUGGUUCAUCGAACAAUUAAAACAUUUAGCGCAUCGCGUGAAAGCAAUUUUGUCUAGAAAUGUCCCCAUGAAAAAUCUAACGCGAGGCGAGUGUGAAAAGUAUAAUAGUGCAACGCAUUGCCAUAUCUGCGAGAAACCGUUCUGCGUCAGACGACACGCGAUAUUUCAUAAUUUAUCCGGCUACGACUCACAUGUUAUCAUUAAAGAAAUAGCUACCGCGUUCGAGGGCGCUAUCGAUGUAUUACCGAUAAACAAAGAAAAAUAUAUUUCCUUUACAAAACAUGUUAAUGAGUCAGAUGACAAAAAAUGGCGUAACCACGUGCAAUUGCGGUUCAUCGAUUUAUAUAAAUUCCUGAGCAGUAGCCUGGAUAAGUUAUCGUCAUAUUUAAAUAAGGAUAAACUCAGAAUUGUACGAUCCGUAUUUGUGCACCUUUCUACUAAUGACUUUGAUUUACUUACGCGAAAGGGUGUGUUCCCGUACGAGUACGUGGAUUGCGCCGAAAAGUUGGAGGAUACUCGCCUACCACCGCGCGAAUCGUUUUAUAGUUCACUAACCGGUAAUACGGUAUCCGAGAGCGAUUACGCGCACGCUGUCAACGUGUGGCAACGGUUCGCCAUUCGAACGCUCGGCGAGUACAGCGAUUUAUACUUAAAAACGGAUGUCUUGUUGUUGGCCGACGUAUUCGAAAAUUUUCGCGAUAGCUGCAUAAAGAGUUACGGUCUUGAUCCCGCGUAUUAUUACACUUUGCCCGGUUUUACAUGGGACGCGAUGUUAAAACAUACGCGUAUAAAUUUCGAACUCCUUACCGAUAUUGAUAUGAUUAUGUUCAUAGAACGCGGUAUACGCGGCGGCCUGAGCCAAUGUUCGCACAGGUACGCGCAAGCUAACAAUAAGUACAUGCAGUCGUACGACCCAUCGAAACCUUCAUCUUAUUUAAUGUACUUUGAUGUUAAUAAUUUAUAUGGAUGGGCAAUGUGUCAGCCACUGCCUUAUGCGAACUUUCGAUGGGUCGAUGACACUUCCAAUUUCAACAUGAUCGUUGUCACUCCCGAUUCGCCAAAAGGAUACGUACUCGAAGUCGAUCUCGAGUAUCCGCGACAUCUCCAUGACGCGCACGCUGACCUACCGUUCUGUCCGACGCGCGAUAAGCCGCCAGGAAAAUGGCAGGAUAAGUUGCUCACAAUUUUAUGCGAUAAGAAGCGGUACGUCAUUCAUUACCGCAAUCUACAACAGUGUACGCGUCACGGUCUUCGCGUCACAAAAAUUCAUCGCGUCUUAGAAUAUGCACAAUCUCCAUGGCUCCGCGAGUACAUCGAACUGAACACGCGAUUUAGGGCAGCAGCUAAAAAUGAUUUCGAGAAAAAUUUAUAUAAACUGAUGAAUAACGCGGUAUUCGGAAAAACCAUGGAGAACGUGCGCAAUCACGUGGAUGUAAAGCUGUUAACGAAAUGGAACGGAAGGUACGGCGCGGAGGCAAUGAUCGCUAAACCGAAUUUCCAUAGUCGCAGCGUCUUUUCGGAAAACCUGGUCGCGAUCGAAAUGCGUAAGCUCGAGGUGAAGUUCAACAAACCAAUCUACGUGGUGUUUGAAAGACCGCAUAGAAAUGACUCGAGAUCAAUCCCGUAUACAGUCAAACUGCAUAACGUGUUGUACACCGUUCACGAGACGAAAAUCGCUCUGAGUCCGCAUGACGAUAAACGAUAUAUCGUACCCAAGUCUACAAACACCUUACCAUGGGGACAUUACCGCGUACCGUUAUAA
Ooceraea biroi (clonal raider ant) is the source of this 3081-nucleotide messenger RNA. RefSeq lists its product as uncharacterized. The record is from RefSeq and is a predicted model, not a curated record. Lineage: Eukaryota; Metazoa; Arthropoda; Insecta; Hymenoptera; Formicidae.